Molecule: messenger RNA, 3750 nt
Organism: Betta splendens (Siamese fighting fish)
Lineage: Eukaryota; Metazoa; Chordata; Actinopteri; Anabantiformes; Osphronemidae
Gene: prickle2b
Product: prickle homolog 2b
Exons: 8
Coding region: 546-3137 (863 amino acids)
Molecular function (GO): zinc ion binding
Source: RefSeq, a predicted model, not a curated record
AGCUCUGCUGUUCCGUGGGCUGAUCAGCAGCGAGCGGAGCAGCUCCACUUCUCCGAGCUUUCACGCGUCGCACGGGUCUCCGCUCAGACGCGGCAGCAGCGUUGCCGUCAAUUGUGAUUUGAGUUUUAUUGGCUGGGAUUGAAUUUAUACCGGCGGAGUCCGCGCUCUUGUUCGGAACUGCGACUUGCUGCCGGGGGAGAUCUGCUUUUACGCACUUGUUGGCUUUUCGUCUCCCCCACGCUCGCAGACGCCCCGAGUGUGUUUGCGGAGAGCAGGGGGCUGACAAAAGGCUUUUUUUUCAGCCGAGGGGAUAAAUGUAGCGGAGAAGUGCCGACACACGGCGGGUGAGGGGGAGCUGGUUCCGUGUCGAAGCGGCGGCGUUGGAUUUGUGUGAGACAUUCUGCGAUGAGGAAGACGUACUUUAAAAGACGCACCAGCACAACCCGCACCGAGGUCAGCGCUAUGCCUCUCCUCGGCCGCACUUUAUAACAAGGAAGAUCUGUGUGCACUGUAAGUGUCGUCGUGAGGAGCAUGCAGUAACAGCCAUGCCCGUCGAGAUGGAGAAGACGGUCACCAAGCUGAUGUACGACUUCCAGAGGAACUCUACCUCCGAUGACGACUCUGGCUGUGCACUGGAGGAGUACGCCUGGGUACCGCCAGGACUCAAGCCUGAACAGGUUCAUCAGUACUACAGCUCGCUGCCCGAGGACAAGGUGCCCUACGUGAACAGCCCAGGAGAAAAAUAUCGCAUCAAACAGCUGCUCCACCAGCUUCCACCCCACGACAAUGAGGUACGUUACUGCAACAGUCUGGACGACGAGGAAAAGCGCGAGCUGAAGCUCUUCAGUAACCAACGCAAACGUGAGAACCUGGGUCGUGGCAGCGUGCGUCCGUUCCCCGUGACCAUGACUGGGGCCAUUUGUGAGCAGUGCGGCGGCCAGAUAAACGGCGGCGACAUCGCCGUGUUCGCGUCGCGGGCGGGACACGGCAUGUGCUGGCAUCCGGCCUGCUUCGCGUGCAGCAUGUGCAGCGAGCUCCUGGUGGACCUCAUCUACUUUUACCAGGAGGGAAAGAUCUACUGCGGACGGCACCACGCCGAGAGGCUGAAGCCGCGCUGCACUGCCUGCGACGAGAUCAUCUUCGCGGACGAGUGCACCGAGGCGGAGGGGCGACACUGGCACAUGAGGCACUUCUGCUGUUUCGAGUGCGAGACGGUGCUGGGGGGCCAGCGCUACAUUAUGAAGGAGGGACGGCCCUACUGCUGCUCCUGCUUCGAGUCCCUCUACGCAGAGUACUGCGACUCCUGCGGGGAACACAUUGGAAUUGAUCAAGGCCAGAUGACCUAUGACGGGCAGCACUGGCAUGCCACCGAGGGAUGCUUCUGCUGCGCCCGCUGCAAACGCUCUCUUCUGGGUCGGCCCUUUCUGCCCAAGCACGGCCAAAUAUUUUGCUCACGCUCCUGCAGCCUGGGGGAGGAACCUAAUGGUUCAGACUCCUCUGACUCUGCCUUUCAAAGUGCUCGUUCCACAAGAGAGUCCAGACGCAGCUCCAAGACAGGGAAAAAUGGAGGUGGAGGAGGAGGACAAGCGGAGAGGUUUUCAGGCGAGGUGGACCCACUUUCUCUGCAGAUGGAUCUCCUGAGUCUCUCCAGCCAAACACCUAGUUUGACCCGUGAACCCUCGGCCUGGCAGAACCAGGAGCAGGCGGGCGAUGACUUUGAUUAUGAAUCUCAAUCGGUUUCGAGUCCCAACCCGACCCCGCUGCAGCUCCUGAGCCAGUGCAAUAUCAGAACUUCAUAUAACCCCGGCUACGCCGCACAGAGCGGUCAGCAGCAGGAUCACAGGGUGAAGGAGAACGGAGCUCUAAAAAGGCCCCCCAUCUCAGCCAUGAAGGGCCACUCGCUGAACGAGGCAUGGUUCCAGCCGCCGGCUCCCGAGGAGUACUACCCGCCCAAACUGAGGAAGAGCUUCACCGAGGUUUCCCAUUGUUCUCAGCACCACAACGGCUUCUCCCCUGAGAAGCGCUCCAUCAGCCUCCAUGGCUUUCAGAGGGACAGAGAGAGAGACACGGGGCCUUCAUCAGCAACCCAGGUGGCAAGAAGCAGGAACCCCAUCAAUGCACUUAGCUUCACAGAGCAACUGACCCCUCUAGAGCAGACCCCAAGAGGCUCCAUGGAGUCCCUGGCUCUGUCCAAUGCCACAGGUAACUCAGCAGAUGGACAAGGGAAGCGUCAAGAGCACCUUUCUCGUUUCUCCAUGCCGGACCUGAGCAAAGACUCUGGGAUGAAUGUGUCAGAGAAAAGCAACAUGGACACCCUCAACUCUUCAGUACAGUUUCGAAGCUCGGAGUCCAUUCACAGCCUUACAGCCAGUCAGCCCUACAUGGAAAUGGACCCGCCGCGGUCCUCCCAGUACAAACUGCAGUACUCUGACCCUGGUGUGAGCGUCACUCAUUUACCGCCUGGCUUCACCUUUCAGGAGGAGGACAGGGUUAGUUUAGUGAGCAGCGCCAACGCCUCCCGCCUGCCGCCCAUCAGCGAGCGCAGGGUGAGUGGCGUUGGCAGCAGAGGCAGUGGCGGCAGGGGAGCUGGCGUUCGGAUGGACACCCCUGAGGUGACUCCGCAGAGGCGCCGGCAUCACCACCACCGCUCCAGGAGGUCCCGACGUUCCCGCUCAGAAAACGCUCUCCACCUAGUGGCCGAGCAAAGGGCGAGGCCCCAAGAUAGACCCCAGCUGUGCGUCCGGGAGGAUUACGACCGCUUCCCGCCACCGAGGAGCGCGAGGGAACAAUUUGGAAUGGGAGGAGGGGGAAGAUACCAGCCCCAGUUCUUUAGACAGUGCCCCAGGACCACCUCAGACCUGACGCUACAGAACCCAGGCAGCAGCCGGCGCACUGGCCUGAACCAGUACUCGUGGGACGAUUACGACGAUGACUGGUGUUCAACCUGCUCCUCAUCCUCAGAGUCUGAGGACGAGGGCUACUUUCUGGGUGAGCCCAUUCCCAGACCGAUCCAGCUGCGCUACCUCAACAGCCAGGAGCUCGUCCACAAGUACAACACGGGAAUGGGAGGACCCAGCCACAGCGCACAGUUACACACCCGCAAACGCCGGAAAAGCAAGAAUUGCAUUAUCUCCUAAAAUCCACAUUUGGCUCAAUAAAAAGUCCAAGUUUUGCAGGUUAACAUUCUCCACCUGGAACAAAACACCUAAACAAACUCAGUUCAUUUAUUCAGUGUUGUUGAGUGUUGGAUAUCAUGUAAUUGACAGUCAGUGAUGAAUUGCAAUUGGUAAACAGUGACAAAGCGCCAGUGUUUGCAUGUUUGUUCAUUUUAAUGUUUUUGAAGUAUCUCCUGAGUAUCGAGGCUCACUGCUACAAACGUGCAGUCCUAAAAGUUAUCCAGAGCAGGCGUGCAGUAAUUCUUAUCACUACUUAGAGCAAACAUGUGUGCGAGGUAGUCCGUUUGGUACCGUUUAGCUUUUUCAUUCAGCGUGACUUAGACAUAGCAUAUACUGUACUAUGGUGUCCAGCUCACAGUAUGUACAUAGAUAUAUGAAUUAUUAAUUUCACUUAAGUUAAGGAAGUUUGUGUAAAUAUGGUUGUAAAUGAGGCCUCACAUAUUUUUAUAUUUUGUAUGGAUAGAAUCAUUUAUGUAUUAAAUAUCUAUAAUGUAGAGGUAGAGAUGACAAACGUAUGCAUGUUUUAUUUGGCUGACCUGGUCCUGCUUUUGGAAUAAAGGAAUAUUUCAGUUGA